GAGGAAUGAUCCAUGUUAUCGUACAAUUGAGAUGUGAGACAUUCUCUGGCUCAGAAAUGUGCAAGKCCUAAACACAGCUUGAGGUUAGUUCAAGUGCUUUAAAUCUGUAUGAGUAAACCACUCACAGGAAAAGAGAGGCAGGAAGUCAUAAACAGAGAAGACUGUGAUUUUAAGAGCUUUAACAAGAUGAUGAAACAACAGAGAAAAACAGAGGUCAUUUUUGUCUGGGUCUUAGCCAUCUGGCUCUCUUCAGUUGUCAACAGUGAAAUGGAGCUGAGAACCAGUACUGAGGUAAAGGCUCAGUGUGAUCAGAAUGUGUCCCUGCAGUGUGACAUCAUGUCAUCAAGCCCACUCAAGAUCAUUCUCUUUUCCUGGGUAAGGAAAAUGAAACAGCUGUGUGUGGUCAAUGCCACUGGUGUAUURUCCUUUCCUGGCMUCCGGUGUGACAACACAAACAYCACCCUCACACUCAAUCUGACUCGGGUGAUGCCGUCCAGUCAGGGUAACUACACCUGCAAACUGCGCUCCAACCUAACGAUCACAGCUGCCAACACCACUGUGACAAUGCAAGAGUGCCUAAGGACAUCUGAGCACAAAGUGUUCCAGAAUGAGUCUCAGGUUGAGUGCCAGUUAUUUGGAGUUUACCCAGAAGGCACAGUACACUGGUUCCUGGGCUCUGAGAAUAUAACAGAGUCGGCCAGCACAAAGAGCCAGCUGGAUGAAGAGGGGCUGUUUGAUAUAAGGAGUACCCUGCCAACCCAGGCUAGGAGUGAGCCUUACAACUGCUCCUUGUGGAUACCUAGUAGUAGAACCUACAGCUCUCACAAACAGCUGCACUACUCCAAGAGGGAUCUCUUCAGGGACAAGGACUAGGAGCAGACUGCUGUUGGUCUUCAUCCUGGUUGGACUCAUAAUCAUAACAUAGGACUAGUCAUGGGAAGGUCAGGAGGUUUUUUACUGAACAUGGGACUUGGAACUACAGUAGGGCAAAGGGCUUUCCUGGUCAGGGCACAUCUACACAGGAUGGAUCAGGGCCUUUCUCUUACUGAGUGAAGAGAAAGAAAACCUGGACUGCCAUGGCCAAAGAGAAUAUAUGUUUUCACUUUUUAUACUGGGAAGCAAAAUAUCAAAGAAAUUACAAUAAAUACAAUUGAAUUUUAAAACUGAAAAUCAUUGUACAUUGGGAUUUGAGAAUAGUGUAAGAAGUAUUCAUCKGUUCUCAUCUUGUUCAUUGUUUGUCUUCAACGUUAUACACUUGCUUAAAUUGCAUUGCUUAUUACAGUAGUAGAAUACUGCUUCCUGGUGGUGAAAGUGUUUACUGACGGAAAUAGUAUUGCUGUUAGAUGAGUAAUAAAGCUGUUAUAAAUUGUAUUGUUGAAUUGACUGAUCUUGCUUAUUAAGUCUGCCAUAUCUUGUUGCUGUGUUUUCCAGUCAGAACUGAUUAGACUGAUUAUAUAAUAAUCAAUGCAAUGUCAAAACAUGGCUAGAAGGACAUGUUACUGUGUGUUCUGGAUUCUAAAAUACAAGUUGUAUUAUACCAUAGCAAAUAUAGUCACCCCUGUUGUUUUCUGUACCAGUUCUCAAUUAAAUGCACCAGACCACUGAUGGUACUCAUGACAUUGACAGUUAAAGAAUGAGGACUCAUGGUCAUUCAAA
Messenger RNA from Salvelinus sp. IW2-2015, 1656 nucleotides. RefSeq lists its product as uncharacterized. The record is from RefSeq and is a predicted model, not a curated record. Lineage: Eukaryota; Metazoa; Chordata; Actinopteri; Salmoniformes; Salmonidae.